AGUUCGAGGUUUCGCGUGUUGGCAUAGGAUAAUGGAGUCACAUGCAGUUAUUAAAGAUAUUGGAGCCCUGCCCAAGAGACAUGAUAUUACUGUUAACAAAAGUAUAUGGAAAAAUAAAAAUAAAAAAAUCGAUUACCUUGCCCAAGAGUCUAGUAAUUAAUAAUAAUAAUCACAUAAAAAGUCACUAAUCUUUUGUGCUUGUCUUCGCUCCUAUUAUUAACCAAAAGAUAAACUUUGAUCUUCGCUUCAAAGCCCUACAACAAUGGAAGGUGGGUUAAUUUACUCUGGAUCUGGAAAAGGGUACAGAAACAAAAGGCCGGCCGGCUUGACGGGUUUCGUCAAAAGCAUGAACACUUCCCUGAAAAUUUCAUUGGGUAUCUGUGUAAGCUUCUUUAUUAUACUGGUUGGAAUUCUUUUGAUGCUUAGUAUGUGCAAGAUAAUUGAGUUGCUAAAACGCAUUGCAACAUCACAACACAUAUUGGCUAUACAUAAUAAUAAUGCACCUUCCAAGUUAGCACCCAGAAAGUUUUCUGCACGAGAAAUUUCUUGGGCGACAGAUUAUUUCUAUGACGGUAGAAUCAUUGGUAGAGGAGGCAAAGGAAUAGUUUACAGAGGAGUUCUACAAGAUAAAAGCGUGGUGUCCAUAAAGAAGUUCAAGUUAGACGUACCUAGUAGAAUUGUCUCUAAAAUCUUUGUUAACGAAGUGACUAUUCUUUCUCAGAUUAAACACAGACAUAUUGUGAGGCUCUUAGGUUAUUGUGCAGAUCUGGGAGGAGAAACCUUAGUUUGCGAGUUCAUCAACAAUGGCACUCUUUACGAGCAUAUUCAUGGAAAAAGCAAAGGAUCAUCAACACUCUCAUUCCAAAUGCGAAUGAAGAUAGCAGUAGAAAUCUCAGCAGCACUAGAAUACUUGCACUCCUCCUCUUCUACUUCCAAGAAUAUAUCAAUCGUACAUCUAAAUGUGAAUUCGAAAAGAAUACUAUUAGAUAAGAAUUACAGGGCAAGAUUGGCCAACUUUAGAGAGGCAAAAGUGAUUCCUCAAGAUCAAACUCAAAUACAAGGUACCCUGCGAGGUUUAGCCGGAUACUUAGACCCUGAAAGUAAAAAAUCAAAAAAGUUGUCAACAAAGAAUGACGUCUAUAGCUUUGGAGUGGUCCUAGUUGAGCUACUGACAAGCCAGAAAGCAUUUUGUGGUGAAAAGCCUAAGGGACAGAGAGGCCUAGCAAAGUUAUUUGCUCGUUCAGUGGAAGAGGGUCGCUGGGAUCAAAUUCUUGAUGGUAAAAUAAUCAAGGCGGAAAAUUUGGAGACAGCCAAGAAAGUGGUUGAUCUCGCAAAAAGCUGUUUAGGGUUGCAAAAUGAAAGGCCUUCCAUGAGAGAAGUAGCCAUGAAGCUCGAGGUUAUGGCAUGGGAUUAUUCAGCUGCUAAGGGACUGGCUAAGUUGAAUUUUUCUCCUUCUCCCAAAGAGACCGACGAGUUGCUUGGGUCACCUUCAAACGCUCAACUUCUUCAUGUCAGACGAGAACAUGAUGAAUAUUUUGGCCGUGCAGAGUUAUACGACGACAGCAGCUUGCAAAAUCAAAUCGAAAUUAAUGUCGAACUCGUGUGAUGAUGAUGGCCGAUAUAAUUGUCUUGUUGCCAGCUUGCUUGUGAUGUAAUGAAAAUUGUACCUUGUUUCAAUUUGAGACCUUUUUUUUUUGGGUAGACACUGCAAACCCUUAAUUGAUCUGCUGCUAGUGAUGUAUUGUAAAAAUUAACAAAUAUUAGCUUGUUUCAAUUUGAGUCAA
Messenger RNA from Prunus persica (peach), 1784 nucleotides. RefSeq names its product wall-associated receptor kinase 2. Lineage: Eukaryota; Viridiplantae; Streptophyta; Magnoliopsida; Rosales; Rosaceae. Gene Ontology annotation, molecular function: ATP binding; protein serine/threonine kinase activity. The record is from RefSeq and is a predicted model, not a curated record. Gene Ontology annotation, biological process: cell surface receptor signaling pathway; protein phosphorylation. Bases 263 to 1606 code for a protein of 447 amino acids. Gene Ontology annotation, cellular component: plasma membrane. The transcript is spliced from 2 exons.